UCAGGGUUACACUCGGGAGGAAUGGCAUACCUUAUGGCAGCCUUCUCAGUCAGCAAUACUACUGUGACCAACUCUAUCAUAAUGAACACUAACGGACCUCCUGAUCUCAUGUUGGACACCAAGUCAGUGUGUGUUUCUGUUGAUGAUGUAAUGACCAACCAUACUGGCAACCAACAGAUCCCACUGUUACAUGCACACUUGAAAAAAGUGGAGAACAAUCUAACAGAGGCACAGCGCUUCUCGUACCUGCCCCACAGACCAGCAGUCAAUAUUGAAUUCAGAGACCUCUCAUACUCAGUUCCUGAGGGGCCAUGGUGGAGAAAGAAAGGUUACAAGACCCUGCUGAAAGGCAUCUCUGGCAACUUUACCAGUGGAGGUCUAGUGGCCAUCAUGGGGCCCUCAGGAGCAGGGAAGUCAACGCUUAUGAACAUCCUGGCAGGAUAUAGAGAAACAGGAAUGAAAGGAGAUAUCUCGAUAAACGGACAAUCCAGAGAUCUGCGGUCCUUUAGGAAAGUGUCUUGUUAUAUUAUGCAAGACGACAUGCUUCUGCCACACCUGACGGUCCAGGAGGCCAUGAUGGUGUCAGCUAAUCUGAAGCUCCAGGAAAAGGAGGAGGGAAGGAGAGAAAUGGUGAGCGAGAUCUUGACUGCACUUGGCUUGUUGGAGUGUGCUAAAACACGCACAUCUAACCUUUCUGGUGGCCAGAGGAAACGCUUGGCAAUCGCCUUGGAACUUGUCAACAACCCACCUGUCAUGUUUUUUGAUGAGCCCACAAGUGGACUGGAUAGCGCCUCCUGUUUCCAGGUGGUCUCACUGAUGAAAGCUCUGGCUCAAGGAGGCCGAACAGUUAUCUGCACCAUUCACCAGCCCAGUGCCAAAGUCUUUGAGCUCUUUGACAAACUUUAUGUUCUGAGCCAAGGCCAGUGCAUCUACCAGGGGAAAGUAUCAAACCUAAUUCCCUAUCUAAGGGAACAUGGACUCAACUGCCCUACAUAUCACAACCCUGCUGAUUUCAUAAUGGAAGUGGCCUCUGGAGACUAUGGUGACCACAUGACUCGGUUGGUAAAAGCUGUUAAUGAGGGGAAGUGUGAGAAAGAUUACAAAAGUGAGAUGAAUGGUGAUGGGACUCUUAAAUCCAACUUUUGGCAUAAACCUUCUGAGGGCUCCUCUUCCACAGACGGCUGUCACAGUUUCUCUGCCAGUUGUCAUACGCAGUUCUGUAUCCUCUUUAAAAGAACUUUCCUCAGCAUCAUUAGGGAUUCGGUGUUGACCCACCUGCGCAUCACCUCUCAUAUUGGAAUUGGGUUCCUGAUAGGGCUUCUGUACCUCGGCAUCGGAAAUGAGGCCAAGAAAGUCCUCAGCAACUCUGGUUUCCUUUUUUUCUCUAUGCUCUUCCUCAUGUUUGCUGCUCUGAUGCCUACUGUGCUUACCUUUCCUCUUGAGAUGGGUGUCUUUUUGAGAGAACACUUAAAUUACUGGUACAGUCUGAAGGCAUACUACCUAGCAAAGACUAUGGCUGAUGUCCCAUUCCAGAUUGUAUUCCCAGUGACAUAUUGCAGCAUUGUUUAUUGGAUGACCUCUCAACCAUCAGACGCUGUUAGGUUCAUCCUCUUCUUGGCUUUGGGUACGCUGACAUCAUUGGUGGCACAGUCUUUGGGUCUUUUGAUUGGGGCGGCAUCUACAUCAUUGCAGGUGGCCACUUUUGUAGGGCCAGUGACUGCCAUACCUGUGCUGCUAUUUUCAGGCUUUUUUGUCAGUUUUGACACCAUCCCAAAAUACCUCCAGUGGAUAUCUUAUAUUUCCUAUGUCAGGUAUGGUUUUGAAGGAGUUAUCUUGUCCAUCUAUGGGCUGGACCGUGAGGACCUACACUGUGACAAAGAUGAGACAUGCCACUUCCAAAAAUCCAAGGCCAUUUUGAAGGAGCUAGAUGUCGAAAACGCUGAGUUGUAUCUUGACUUCAUUGUGCUGGGCAUCUUCUUUGUCUCCCUGCGUCUUAUUGCCUACUUUGUCCUCCGCUACAAAAUCAGUGCAGAGAGGUAGACAGCAAGACAAUGACAACUUUGACAAGACUUACAUUUUAGGAAGGGUGAGCAGAGAGAACAAAAGUGGGUUAUUUUUCUUCAAACUUGGCUUCAAAAAAGGACUGCUAUCUUUGUGGAUGCCCCUAUCAUACAGCAAUACACUGAACAGUUUUUUCUACUCACCAUUGGUGCACUAUUUUGAACAAAAAAAAUACAAGGAUACCCGUAUGGAUUGACAAUAUAAGUAUAUGUACAAGAGACAAUCUACAGUUGGUUUGAACAGUUAUCAGGGAGUUGGACUCAUGUCCUGUCUUGUGUUAUGCUGUGUACAUUAUAUGUAUAACAUUCUGUCUGCCUGGGAAGGAUGGAUCCAAUCCUUAAUAAAUAGGAUACAACAAAUCAAUUAGGUAAAUAGGAAAGGGUUUCACAAUUUUAAGAGCUGGUCUCUACUAGGGGUAGCGUGACUUUUAAGGACUAAUCAUCUUUUCCAUAGUUAAAGCAAAAACUGUUUCAGAAUAUUGCUAAUUUAGGUUAUUUUAUUACAGUAAAAAGUCAUUAACAGCACCAAAGAACACACCAAACUGCACUUCAAUUAACUACCACACACAAGCUACAGUAUGAAUUACCUUUCCAGCUUCAAUGCUUUUUUAGGCUACAGUUAAUGACAGAAAUAUGUGCAAUAAUAAAUUUGUGUAUCAUAUUACACUAUUUAUGGACAUACAGAUUCAUAAAAUGCACUCGUGUGAAUGAGCUGGCAGAGCAGCUGAAGUCAUUGAUUCUGGACUUGAGACAGCACAGUGUGGAAGCUCAUCAACAGAACCCACCUUAUAGCUCACUGGAUGAAGGAUGCUAUGUGUGCAAUAGUGUCAGGGAAGUUUUACCAGGCUGAUAUUGACUUGGGAGUUGAACAUUCAGCUCUGUCCUUAGCAGCAUCUGAAAAUGAAACUUAAUCGGCCUUGGCCAGCUGGCAUGCUCUGGCAGGCUCUAAAUUAGCUGUGACUAGUUGUAAUGUGGCCCAAGUGAAACUGGGUAAUGAUUUAUCAGCCCAUGGCACCUAAUGCGUUUUAUUAUAGAAUUCACAACUAUAGCCAUGCAAUCUCCCAUUGCCAUUGAAAUUCAAUGACUGGAUAUUGAUGGACAGUAAAACUCAUACACCAUCAAUACUCUCACUGAGCCUGUAACAUGCCUGCAUAACACAUCCAAAUGCCAAAGUACUUCAAUUAAAUAAUAUUCAUAAUGGGGACUGAACUACACCUUCUUAAAUAGACUUGCAUCCAGCUUGGUAAGCUUAUCCAUUACAUUGUGUUCACAGUGUACCCAAUUGAGUGUAUGGGUUAGGUCAAGAAAUCAUAAAAUUCAAUAUUUACUCUUGGUGCACUGAAUUUACCAUUUUGAGUUUUCAAAUUAAUAAAGUUUUUGCCCACAUAAACUUUUACUAAAAAAAGAAAACACACAAUAUGGAAUAAUUUAGCUUCUCAAAGGUGGCA
Molecule: messenger RNA, 3508 nt
Organism: Ictalurus punctatus (channel catfish)
Lineage: Eukaryota; Metazoa; Chordata; Actinopteri; Siluriformes; Ictaluridae
Gene: abcg1
Product: ATP-binding cassette, sub-family G (WHITE), member 1
Exons: 15
Coding region: 22-2040 (672 amino acids)
Biological process (GO): cholesterol homeostasis
Cellular component (GO): plasma membrane
Molecular function (GO): ATP binding; ABC-type sterol transporter activity; ATP hydrolysis activity
Source: RefSeq, a predicted model, not a curated record